Auxenochlorella protothecoides is the source of this 606-nucleotide messenger RNA. RefSeq names its product Succinate dehydrogenase cytochrome b560 subunit, mitochondrial. The transcript has 4 exons. Gene Ontology annotation, molecular function: succinate dehydrogenase activity; electron transfer activity. Lineage: Eukaryota; Viridiplantae; Chlorophyta; Trebouxiophyceae; Chlorellales; Chlorellaceae. Gene Ontology annotation, cellular component: membrane. Bases 1 to 606 code for a protein of 201 amino acids. Gene Ontology annotation, biological process: mitochondrial electron transport, succinate to ubiquinone; tricarboxylic acid cycle. The record is from RefSeq and is a predicted model, not a curated record.
AUGUCCCGCGUGCAGGCCUUCAGGAGCCUGCAGGGCCUCUGCUCUGCGCAGAUGCGCCAGCAGGGCCAGGGACUCGCAGCCAUAGGCAUGCAGCAUGCCAGGGAGUACGCGAGCGUGCCAGAGUUUUGGGGCCGCGAGUCCACCUACCACCCAGGCACCGACUUCCUCGGAACCCCAAAGAAUCAUCUGGACUUGGUGGCAAAGCGCCCCCUGUCCCCCGACGUCAUGGAGAUUGACCACAAGCAGCUGCACUACAAGAUGCCCCCGGGUGCCAUUUCCUCCAUCACCAACCGUGCCACUGGUGUCAUGCUGUCCCUCGGUUCCGGGCUCACCGGGUACCUUGCCCUCACAGGCGCCCUUUCGGGGGCCGUGGAGGCCCUCACCGCCGCCCCGCUCCUGCUGUACCCCGCCAAGGCGCUGAUCGCCUGGCCCCUGCUGUACCACUAUGGCGGCGGCGUGCGCCACCUGUACUGGGACGAGUACAAGUACGGCAUCCAGGUGGACAAGACCUCGCCGCUGGAGGUCCCCGCCGUGACGGCCAGCAGCAGGGGCCUGCUGUACGGCAGCAUCGCGGCGUCGGUGCUGCUGGCCGCAGUCAGCCUCUGA